Molecule: messenger RNA, 967 nt
Organism: Antrostomus carolinensis (chuck-will's-widow)
Lineage: Eukaryota; Metazoa; Chordata; Aves; Caprimulgiformes; Caprimulgidae
Product: plakophilin-4-like
Exons: 6
Coding region: 9-851 (280 amino acids)
Biological process (GO): cell-cell adhesion
Cellular component (GO): cytoplasm; nucleus; adherens junction
Molecular function (GO): protein binding
Source: RefSeq, a predicted model, not a curated record
AAUACGCUAUGCGGGAUCUGGUUAACCGACUUCCAGGAGGCAAUGGUCCGAGCAUCCUGUCCGACGAGACCGUGGCAGCGAUCUGCUGCGCUCUGCAUGAGGUCACUAGUAAAAACAUGGAAAAUGCCAAAGCCCUCGCCGACACCGGAGGAAUAGAAAAGCUGGUGAACAUAACGAAAGGAAGAGGUGACAGAUCGUCACUGAAAGUUGUCAAGGCAGCUGCCCAGGUUCUGAACACGCUAUGGCAAUACCGAGAUCUCCGCAGCAUUUAUAAAAAGGAUGGAUGGAAUCAAAGUCAUUUCAUUACACCAGUAUCAACACUAGAGCGAGAGAGAUUCAAAUCACAUCCUUCGUUAUCAACAACAAAUCAACAGAUGUCACCUGUCAUACAGUCAGUUGGCAGCACGUCCUCAUCACCGGCUUUAUUAGGAAUUAGAGAACCCCGCUCUGAAUACGAUAGAACACAACCUUCUAUGCAGUAUUACAACAGCCAAGGAGACGUCAUUACACACAAAGACAUUUACACUGGUUCCAGCAAAGCUUCACCGAUUUACAUCAGUUCCUACUCCUCACCAGCAAGAGAACAAAACAGACGACUACAGCAUCAGCAAUUGUACUACAGUCAAGAAGAUACCAACAGAAAAAACUAUGAUGCGUACAGAUUAUACCUGCAGUCCCCACAUAGCUAUGAAGAUCCGUAUUUUGAUGAUCGAGUUCACUUUCCUGCUCCUUCAGAUUACACAACACAAUAUGGACUGAAAUCAACCACAAAUUAUGUAGACUUUUACUCCACCAGACGAUCUUCGUAUAGAGCAGAACAGUACCCAGGGUCACCCGACUCCUGGGUGUAGCAUCAAAGACAAAAACCAACAGUGUAUUUCUCAUCCUGCUUGAGAAGAAAUGGAAUGGCCUCAUUUGUUGUUUUGGUUAUGAAAUGUGAAAGUGAAAGAAAAGAAGGAACAUGGAA